Molecule: messenger RNA, 1371 nt
Organism: Fusarium odoratissimum NRRL 54006
Lineage: Eukaryota; Fungi; Ascomycota; Sordariomycetes; Hypocreales; Nectriaceae
Exons: 2
Coding region: 1-1371 (456 amino acids)
Source: RefSeq, a predicted model, not a curated record
AUGAAUGAACUAGCUGCAAACCUCACCGGAUUGCGUAUUGGCCGACGAACCUAUGUUGGCUUUGGUGACGAAAUACCGGAUGAGGUUCCGUUCUACCCGUCAGGCAACCUCGCAACGAAAUUGAACAACACUCCUCGUUAUCUCUUUCGCAUUUACUCACAUGCAUCUGCUGGAAAGAACAGUAGCGAAUGGAUGAAAUCUAUUGACGCCCUAGAAAACAAUCUGACGGACAUUUUUGCACGAGAUAAUGCUGCAAAUAUCGCUAUAACCCUCAAUGAGCAUCUUCGAUGGGAGCCAAAAUCAUGCGGAGACCCUUUCAUAUCCUGGACAACUUCGCUCCUUGUCGCGAUUGAAUACGCUAUCUAUAAGCAUAAGACGGAAGGUGCUAAGCUGGAGGCAAUUCAUCUGUGCAUUGUCGAUACCACUAUGUUCCCAAAGGGAGUAUUCAUACGAGACCUCGACCUGAUCGAGGAAUUCUAUGACAAAGUCCCCAACGGUCAACAGAUCAUGGUCAAAGGUGUAUGCCACACUUGGGAAGCGAGAGGACUCGACAACUUCCGUCAUUUGCGAAACAAGCGACAUAAGACUUACUCUGGCGUUUAUUACUUCGGAGAGUUCCUCUCACAAGGACAGACAAACAUGACGGGUCGUUCUUCCACGGUGACGUGCGACAAGAUCAUCAACAAUGCUUUGUUCACUAUGCUACCUCAAUUCCAAGCGGAAUUGGAAGAUAGUAAAAUACAGUGGGCGGAAGCAGUGGUAAAGUCUCGACAGUCGUUCUAUAUGGAUAUUGGGCCGGAGGCAACAAGCGCCUGCGAGUUCGUGGAGGCAGCGAAGAUAGCAUUGAAUUUUGGGACGGUGUGGUUUCUGCCCGUGCUAGCUAAUCUGCUGGCCCUGCGUCCUCGCGCAGCGCAAGAUCCCGGGAUUCUGGACCAGAUCUCAGGCCUAUUUUCAGAUGGGUCGAGGUAUAGCUUAUCGUCCAAAGACACCAAGAUUGUGGCCAAUGAGAACAUCCCAGAGGUCCUGCAGUUUGGGAAGAUUGUUCAUGAUAUUAAUGAAGAUUAUUGGGACGAGUCUGCCCAUACCUUAUUGAGAUCUUUGGAAGAGACUGCAGGUGCGCUCUCCGACUCAAAUCGCCCUACAGUAGGAAGCCAGUGCAUGCUACGGAACACUAACUUCAAGUUUUUAGACAUUGUUCGGCGCUUUGCAACCAGCUCUAGGACCACCGGAGCUUCCAGGCUGCUGGGUAAGGGUAAUUUAGCAGGCGGUCUCUAUACGAUAGAGAGUAAGCAUCUGCAGCCACUUGUGCAGAGCUUGACAACGCUGAAUCGCAUUAUACAAGAACUUCAAGAAGGUACGACUUCUGCUUAG